Trichophyton rubrum CBS 118892 is the source of this 945-nucleotide messenger RNA. RefSeq names its product histone H3-like centromeric protein cnp1. Gene Ontology annotation, cellular component: nucleosome. Bases 430 to 945 code for a protein of 171 amino acids. Gene Ontology annotation, molecular function: structural constituent of chromatin; DNA binding; protein heterodimerization activity. The transcript has 2 exons. The record is from RefSeq and is a predicted model, not a curated record. Lineage: Eukaryota; Fungi; Ascomycota; Eurotiomycetes; Onygenales; Arthrodermataceae.
UGGGGAAGCAAAAAAAACGUCCCAAAGGACUUUUCGUCUUUUCGGCUCUUUGACUUCUUUCUUUUCUCCUGUAACUCGACCAGCCGGUAGACCUGUCUCUCGAAGCUCCUGAGACUCUGUUUGAUUCUUUAUCUCGGCCUGGAUGCGGCAUCCUUGUUUCUGCGACUCCUGUUUUCGAACAAAUUCCGUUUUUGCGCCGUUUUAUACCUACCGUUCUUCCGCGCUCAAGUCAGAUACCAAGUCAUUGAAGCCAACAUCCUCGCACUUUUGGCGAGACAUACUCAAUUGAGUUGAAUACCUUCCGGAAUACUCCUCCAAUCACUUCCCGGGAGAUUCGCAGCAGCUACGAUCAUUUUCGAGUCUCUACCCCGCAAUCCUGAGAAGCUACCUGGUAACACUGCGCGCGCAUCAUAUUAGAGGAGAUAGGACAUGCCACCAAGGGCGGAAAAGGGGGCUAAGACGGUGCCCGGGUCAUCCUCCACGGCAAGGAGAACAGGUGGGGGAGAUAGCAGUUUGAGGGGCGGCUCUUCGUCACGCGGAGGUAGAGGGGGAGUAACGAAGUCGAAAGCCAGAGAAUCGCGAACUUCAGAUAUACAGCCCGGUGACCCCCUACCUGUCAAGCGGAAACACCGUUAUCACCCUGGAACCGUUGCGCUAAAGGAAAUCCGACGAUACCAGAAAUCAUGGGAUCUUCUUCUUCUUAAACUACCCUUCGCUCGUCUAGUCCGUGAAAUUGCCAUGGACCUGCUACCGUCAGAAGUCGGCCAGGAACUACGGUGGCAGUCGCAAGCAAUACAAGCUCUGCAAGAAGCCGCUGAAGCGUUUCUAAUCCACCUAUUCGAAGAUACAAACCUCUGUGCCAUCCACGCUAAACGAGUCACCAUCAUGCAAAAGGACAUACAACUAGCACGAAGGAUAAGAGGCGCAUGGGGCGGACUGGGCUAA